AUGGUCAUUCUACAGCAGAUACUCUUGAGGAUGUACAAGCGUCGGGAUUAUGUUGAACUCUACGAGAAGGAUCAGGAGAAAUGGGCUUUAUUACGAAAUGUCAACACUGUGUUUAAACACACCACUCUACUACCGGGCGACUAUGUCUGGCUGGACCUAAAGACCGGCCGUGAAUUUGAGGUCCCGAUUGGAGCCGUGGUGAAGCUCUGCGAUUCCGGUCAGAUCCAGGUUUUGGAUGAUGAAGGAAAUGAACACUGGAUCUCCCCCCAAAAUGCCAUCAACAUCAAACCGAUGCACCCCACCUCGAUCCAUGGGGUGGAAGACAUGAUUCGACUAGGCGAUCUGAAUGAGGCUGGAAUUCUCCGGAACCUUCUCAUCCGCUACAGAGAACAUCUCAUCUAUACGUAUACCGGGUCAAUCCUAGUGGCUGUAAACCCCUAUAAGCUGCUGCCCAUCUAUACAGCUGACCAGAUUCGCCUCUACACCAACAAGAAGAUUGGAGAGUUGCCACCACAUAUCUUUGCUAUCGCUGACAACUGCUACUUCAACAUGCAACGCAACAACAAAGAUCAGUGCUGUAUCAUAAGUGGCGAGUCUGGAGCAGGGAAAACAGAAAGCACCAAGUUGAUUCUACAGUUUUUGGCUGCUAUAAGUGGUCAGCACUCCUGGAUUGAGCAACAGGUUUUGGAGGCAAACCCCAUCUUAGAAGCCUUUGGGAAUGCCAAGACCAUCCGAAACGAUAACUCCAGCCGGUUCGGGAAGUAUAUUGACAUCCACUUCAACAAAAGAGGAGCUAUAGAGGGGGCAAAGAUUGAGCAGUACCUUCUGGAGAAAUCCAGAGUGUGUCGACAGGCUCGUGAUGAGAGAAACUACCACAUAUUCUACUGUAUGUUGAAGGGUAUGACUCCAGACCAGAAGAAGAAGCUCGGCUUGGGUAAAGCCACAGACUACACUUAUCUUACUAUAGGCAAUUGCACUGUUUGCGAUGGUCGUGAUGAUCAGAAAGAAUACUCAAACAUCCGUUCGGCCAUGAAGGUCCUCAUGUUCACAGACAAAGAGAACUUGGAGAUCUCCAAGCUGCUAGCAGCUAUUCUACACAUGGGCAACCUGAACUAUGAGGCUCGCACAUAUGAUAAUUUGGAUGCCUGUGAGGUGGUGCGCUGCUCAGAUUUGUCCACUGCAGCUGUUUUAUUAGAGGUGGACCUAAAGGAUCUGAUGAAUUGCUUGACUAGCCGAACCAUAAUAACCCGGGGAGAGACUGUGUCCACCCCUCUCAAUGUGGAGCAGGCCCUGGACGUCCGAGACGCCUUUGUUAAGGCAAUAUAUGGACGCUUGUUUGUGUGGAUUGUUGAGAAAAUCAACGCAGCCAUUUAUAAACCUCCAUCCCUGGAGCUUAAAGCAGUGCGGAGGUCCAUCGGACUGCUCGACAUAUUCGGCUUUGAGAACUUCACUGUUAACAGCUUUGAACAGUUGUGUAUCAACUUUGCCAAUGAAAACCUACAGCAAUUCUUCGUCCAACAUGUUUUCAAACUGGAGCAAGAGGAAUAUAACCUUGAGAACAUCAAUUGGCAGCACAUCGAGUUCACAGACAACCAGGACGCUUUGGACAUGAUUGCCAUUAAACCCAUGAAUAUCAUCUCUCUAAUUGACGAAGAGAGCAAAUUCCCAAAGGGUACAGACACUACCAUGCUGAACAAACUGAAUUCUCAACACAAACUCCAUACCAACUACAUUCCCCCCAAAAACACUUAUGAAACACAGUUUGGCAUUCAACACUUUGCUGGUGUUGUCUACUACGAGACCAGAGGAUUUCUAGAGAAGAACCGCGACACUCUUCACGGUGACAUCAUUCAGCUUGUACACUCCUCUAAGAACAAGUUCAUCAAGCAGAUAUUUCAGGCGGAUGUUGCUAUGGGGGCGGAGACCAGAAAGCGUUCCCCAACACUAAGCAGUCAGUUCAAGCGCUCUUUGGAGCUGUUGAUGCGCACACUGAGUGUGUGUCAGCCGUUCUUCGUUCGCUGCAUCAAACCCAAUGAGUACAAGAAGCCCAUGCUAUUUGAUCAUGAACUCUGCGUGAGACAGCUCCGAUAUUCUGGAAUGAUGGAAACCAUCCGGAUUCGCCGGGCCGGAUACCCCAUUCGCUACACUUUCGUUGAGUUUGUGGACAGAUACCGCGUUUUAAUGCCUGGAGUAAAACCUGCUUACAAACAGGAGGACCUGAGAGGAACCUGUCAACGUAUUGCUGAAGCUGUACUGGGCCGUGAUGAUGAUUGGCAGAUGGGAAAGACAAAGAUUUUCCUGAAGGAUCAUCAUGACAUGUUGCUGGAAAUUGAGAGAGAUAAGGCCAUAACUGACAUGGUCAUUCUCAUUCAGAAAGUUGUGCGAGGUUUCAAGGACAGAUCCAAAUUCCUGAAGAUAAAGAAAUCAGCUAUGUUGAUUCAGAAAACAUGGAGAGGCUAUUUCUGUCGGAAGAUUUAUGGAGCGAUGCGAGCUGGCUUCUCACGUCUCCAGGCCUUGUAUAGAUCUCGUAAACUCUACCAGACGUACCAUGUUGCACGGCAGAGAAUCAUUCUUUUCCAGGGCCGCUGCAGAGGGUGUCUGGUACGGCGGGCGUUCAGACAUCGUCUUUGGGCCGUCAUCACCAUCCAGGCCUACACAAGAGGCAUGAUUGCCCGCCGACUCUACAAGAGACUCAAAGGAGAGUACCGACGGCGUUUGGAGGCGGAGAAGAUGCGUCUGGCUGAGGAACAGAAGUUGAGGAACCAGAUGAGUGCCAAGAACGCCAAAGAGGAAGCAGAAAGGAAACAUCAGGAAAGACUGGCACAGCUGGCACUUGAGGAUGCAGAACGAGAGAAUAAAGAGCGAGAAGAGACACGGAAGAAAAAAGAAAUGUUGGACCAGAUGGAGAGAGCUCGUCACGAGCCGGUCAACGACUCUGAUAUGGUGGAUAAGAUGUUUGGCUUCCUGGGAACCACAAACUCGUUUCCUGGUCAGGAGGGCCAAGCACCAGCUGGAUUUGAGGACCUGGAGCGAACUCAUCGGGAGAUCGAGGAGGAAGAUCUGGAUGAAGCUCUUCCUCUUCCGGAGGAAGAUGAGGAAGACUUAUCAGAGUACAAAUUUGCCAAAUUCUCAGCCACGUAUUUCCAAGGCACGACCACGCACACUUAUGUACGGCGCCCACUCAAACAGCCUUUACUGUUUCAUGAAGAUGAAGGGGAUCAGCUGGCAGCUCUGGCCGUGUGGAUCACGAUUCUCAGGUUCAUGGGUGACCUUCCAGAACCUAAAUACCACACCGCUAUCAGUGACGGUGGUGAGAAGAUCCCGGUCAUGACCAAGAUCUACGAGACACUUGGCAAGAAGACCUACAAGAGAGAACUGCAGGCUCUGCAGGGAGAGGGAGAGGUACGAGUGAGAGAGAAAAAUCAUAAGAAAAGCAGUGUGCGUCACAAACUGGUGUCCCUUACCCUUAAGAAGAAGUCCAAGAUUACAGAGGAGGUGACCAAGCGUCUGAACGCUGGUGAAUACACCGUACAUGGGAACAGCAUGCUAGAGGAUCGACCGACAUCCAACCUGGAGAAGCUACACUUCAUCAUCGGCAAUGGCAUCCUUCGGCCAGGCCUUAGAGAUGAGAUCUACUGUCAGAUCUGUAAGCAGCUGAACCAGAAUCCCUCCAAAAGCAGUCACGCUCGUGGCUGGAUCCUCAUGUCUCUGUGUGUGGGCUGCUUCGCACCCUCUGAGAAGUUUGUCAAGUAUCUGCGUAAUUUCAUCAGUGAAGGUCCUCCUGGUUAUGCUCCAUACUGCGAGGAGAGACUCAGGAGAACGUUUGUCAAUGGAACAAGGACACAACCACCCUCCUGGCUAGAGCUUCAGGCCACGAAAUCGAAGAAGCCGAUAAUGUUACCCGUGACGUUUAUGGAUGGCACCACAAAGACCCUGUUGACGGACUCUGCGACCACAGCCAUGGAGCUCUGCAACGCACUGGCCGACAAAAUUAGUCUUCAGGAUCGAUUCGGCUUCUCCCUGUAUAUCGCUCUCUUUGACAAGGUGUCAUCGCUGGGCAGCGGUAAUGAUCAUGUGAUGGAUGCUGUUUCUCAGUGUGAGCAAUACGCUAAAGAACAGGGUGCACAGGAACGCAAUGCCCCUUGGAGGCUGUUCUUCAGAAAGGAGAUUUUCACGCCCUGGCACGAUCCUUCUGACGACGGUGUAGCGACAAACCUCAUCUACCAACAGAUUGUGCGCGGCGUAAAGUUUGGAGAGUACCGUUGUGAUAGGGAGGAAGAUCUGGCUGAGCUGGCGUCGCAGCAAUACUAUGUGGAUUAUGGCUCCGAGAUCCUUGUGGAGCGACUGUUGAGUCUCAUUCCAUCAUAUAUCCCAGACAGAGAGAUCAGCUCGAACAAAUCUGUGGAGAGAUGGGCGCAAUUCAUUAUGGCUGCUCACAAAAAGGGUAUCUACACUCAGAAGCGAGUGGACUCUCAGAAAGUGAAGCAGGAAGUUGUGGAUUUCGCUCGUUACAAGUGGCCUUUGUUAUUCUCAAGAUUCUACGAGGCCUUUAAAUGUUCAGGUCCCAGUCUACCAAAAAAUGAUGUGAUAGUUGCUGUAAACUGGACAGGUGUCUACUUUGUGGAUGAACAAGAGCAGGUUCUCCUAGAACUUUCUUUCCCGGAGAUCUCUACAGUUUCCAGCAGCAGAGGGGGUAAGCUUCAGGCUCAGAGCUUCACUUUGGCCACCAUCAAAGCCGACCAGUACACUUUUACUUCCAGUAACGCAGAGGACAUACGUGACCUGGUGGUGACCUUUCUAGAGGGUCUCAGGAAGAGAUCAAAGUUUGUUGUGGCCUUACAGGACAACCCCAGUCCAGCUGGCGAUGAUUCAACGUUCCUGAGCUUCCUGAAAGGUGACCUUAUUUUCCUGGACCAGGACACAGGCGAGCAGGUCAUGACCUCUGGCUGGGCACAUGGCACCAAUGACAGAACCAAAAAGAGAGGAGAUUUCCCUGCCAAUUGUGUCUAUGUGCUGCCCACCGUCAUUAGACCCCCGCCGGAUAUCGUGGCUUUGGUUACCAUGACACCAGACCAACGUCAAGAGUCGAUCCGGAUUUCCUACGUGCCUCUGUCAGAGAGUGAGGAGCGGAUAAAGCCGUAUACCCUGGAAGAAUUCUCAUAUGACUACUUUAGGCCUCCUCCCAAACACACCCUCAGUAGAGUGAUGAUCACAAAGAACCGAGGGAAGGACAAGCUCUGGUGCUGCACUCGAGAACCAAUCAAACAGGCUCUGCUGAAGAAAUGUGUGGCCCAUGAGGAGCUUUCACAGGAGGCAUGCAUGGCCUUCAUUGCUCUGAUGAAAUAUAUGGGCGAUUAUCCGUCUAAGCGGACGCGUUCUGUGAACGAGCUCACGGAUCAGAUCUUUGAGGGUGCAUUGAAGGCAGAGCCUCUUAAAGACGAGAUCUUCUGCCAGAUACUUAAACAGCUGACUGAAAACCAUAUCAAGUACAGUGAAGAGAAAGGCUGGGAGUUGCUCUGGCUUUGUACUGGUGUUUUCCCACCCAGUAACGUCCUCUUACCUCAUGUCCAGAGAUUCCUACAGUCCAAGAAACAUCAUCCACUGGCUCUUGACUGCAUGCAGAGAGUGCACAAAGCUUUACGGAAUGGUUCACGGAAGUACCCGCCUCACCUGGUUGAGGUUGAGGCCAUUCAACACAAGACCACACAGAUCUUUCACAAAGUAUACUUCCCCGAUGACACAGAUGAGGCAUUUGAGGUGGAGUCCAGCACAAAGGCCAAAGACUUCUGUCUCAACAUCUCCAGUAGACUGCUGCUCAAAUCCCCCGAGGGCUUUAGUCUGUUUGUCAAGAUCUCUGAUAAGGUGAUCAGUGUACCAGAGGGGGAUUUCUUCUUUGAUUUUGUCCGCCAUCUGACAGAUUGGAUAAAGAAAUCCCGACCUGCUAAAGAUGGUAUAGUGCCUUCAUUGACUUACCAAGUGUUUUUUAUGAAGAAGUUGUGGACAACCACAGUUCCAGGAAAAGAUUCCUUCGCAGAUUCGAUUUUCCAUUAUUAUCAGGAGCUUCCUAAGUACCUCCGUGGAUACCACAAGUGCUCCAGAGAAGAGGUUUUCCAGCUCGGUGCGCUAAUCUACCGUGUAAAAUUUGAAGAUGACAAAUCCCAUUUUCCCAGCAUUCCCAAGAUGCUGAAGGAGCUCAUUCCUCAGGACCUGAUACGCCCGCUCUCGCCUGAUGACUGGAAACGGUCGAUUGUGGCGUACUUCAACAGACAAGCUGGUAAAUCAAGAGAGGAAGCCAAAUUGAUGUUUCUGAAGAUCAUUUUUAAAUGGCCCACGUUUGGUUCUGCCUUCUUUGAAGUGAAGCAAACUACUGAGCCUCAUUUCCCUGAGAUUCUGCUCAUCGCCAUCAACAAAUAUGGAGUCAGUCUGAUCGACCCCAAGAACAAGGAUAUUUUAACCACGCAUCCCUUCACUAAGAUUUCUAAUUGGAGCAGUGGUAACACAUACUUUCACAUCACUAUUGGGAACCUGGUUCAGGGCAGCAAACUACUGUGUGAGACAUCACUGGGCUACAAAAUGGAUGACUUAUUGACUUCCUACAUAAGCCAGAUGUUGACCAGCAUGAGUAAGCAGCGGAAUUCUCGUGGCCACAGUAAGUGAACGUUUGAUUAGCGCGAGGCGGUAGAGCUGGUGCGC
Molecule: messenger RNA, 6693 nt
Organism: Xyrauchen texanus (razorback sucker)
Lineage: Eukaryota; Metazoa; Chordata; Actinopteri; Cypriniformes; Catostomidae
Product: unconventional myosin-VIIa-like
Exons: 48
Coding region: 1-6657 (2218 amino acids)
Cellular component (GO): myosin complex; cytoskeleton
Molecular function (GO): cytoskeletal motor activity; protein binding; ATP binding
Source: RefSeq, a predicted model, not a curated record